GGCUGUCAGGAAAUUGAUGGACCCUCUGGUAUCCUACAUGACCUGUCUGCCCGUCCUAUAUUGCACUGAGGCUCCUAUGACAUGAGAACUUCCUGUCGCAAAGGACUGUGGGAAUUGUAGUUUCUAGCUCCUAUCGGUGCUGGGAUGAGCUGAUUUAUACAUGAAAGAUGUGGAUCUGUGUCAUGAAAUGCUCCCCUUUACAUCGAAUGCGACGCAUAGGUCUGGUCAGGCUCAGCUCUCACCUCCACGUGUCCGAAUAUGUCCCAUCUUGCCCAUCUGCAGAUCCAAAUGACGUGCAGAAGCUCCAAGACUUUAUUCUUCGCUCUCGGCGCCUGUUUGUCAUGACAGGAGCUGGCAUCUCUACGGAAUCAGGAAUUCCCGAUUACCGCUCAGAGGGUGUAGGGCUGUAUGCCAGGACUGAACGGAGGCCUAUCCAGCACGCAGAGUUUGUCAGGAGUCACGCUGCGCGCAAACGGUACUGGGCUCGCAACUUUGUAGGGUGGCCACAAUUUUCUUCCCAUAAGCCCAAUCCAUCACACCUGGCCCUGGCUAGCUGGGAGAAUACUGGGAAAUUGCACUGGUUAGUAACACAAAACGUAGAUGCUCUACAUGCCAAGGCCGGACAGCGUCGUAUGAACGAGUUACAUGGCUGUACUCAUAGGGUGAUCUGCCUCGGCUGUCAUACAGUAAUUAAGAGAUCUGAAGUUCAAGAAAAGUUUAUUGCUCUAAAUCCAUCUUGGAACGAGCAAGCAUAUGGAGUUGCACCGGAUGGCGACGUCUUCCUCACAGAUGAACAAGUGUCGUACUUCCGUGUGCCUUCUUGUGAGAAAUGCGGAGGUAUUCUUAAACCACAGGUGACUUUCUUUGGUGACACGGUAAACCGAGAAUUGGUGUACUCUCUUUAUGAGCGCUUAGGUGAAUCGGAUGCAGUGCUCGUUGUUGGAUCCUCGCUUCAGGUUUAUUCUGGAUAUCGGUUUGCACUGAAAGCCCAAGAGAAGAACAUUCCUGUUGCUAUACUUAACAUUGGAGCCACAAGAGCCGAUCACCUUUCAGCGGUUAAAGUUAAUGCUCGCUGCGGAGAUGUCUUACCCAAGAUAAUGGCAGUGGAUCAGGAGCAGCAAGAAAUUGGGGGCUGAAUAUUUUCAUGUGAACUUAAAGUGAAACCACCUGUUACCAUCCUGUCUUUUCUCAUUUUUAGGUCCGAAAUGUAAAAGGUAACAUGGUGGCUGCUUAUAUGCACCAGUUAGGGGUGCUUAGGUCUUAUUACAUUGCUCCCUCUAAAUUCAUGUCUGUGCAGGGUGAUUUGGAGCUCUGUAUACCAUAAAAAACGUGGCUCCCGCCAGUCAAAAUAUAUAUUAAGAAAUUCAUCUGCACAGUAUAUUGGACCAGUUUAGAGUGAGAAAAACAAAUGGUGGACCUUUACUUUAAAGGGUUUGUUCACUCCUUUACAAGUGAUGGUCUAUCAGAUUCAGGAUAGGACAUCAACAUCUGAUCGACUUCCAGAGCCACUGCCAACCGGCUGAUGGCGAGGAGGGGCAGUAUGUCUGACCUAUCCCAAUACGAUAUUGAUGGUCUGUCCUGAGAAUAGUUCAUCACUUGUAAAGGAGUAGAGCUACACAUGGUUAUUAUUAUUUUUUAUGCAACUGAUUUUUAUUAUGGAGUGAUAGCUACAGUCCACAAGACUACAACUAGAGCCAGUUUCAAACCAGUGUAAUAUGGGUGUACUCCUGCGCCUGUAUUACAAUAGUAAAUCCUGAGCCGACUGUGAGUCAGGUAAAACUUUCCUAAAGGUGCUUUCACACUUGCAGUUUGUUUUUGGAGUGGAUUUAAAAAAAGAGACAAAAUGGAAACUUUCCCAUAUAUUUCCCCUCCUGAAUGAUCCACUCGUGACAUUGGCUUAAAAGGGUUGUUCACCCCUGGUGGCUUUUCGGGCAGCCCCUCCCCCAGCGUAGCUGGAUCUGAGGAGGGCUCUGACCCCUUUUCUCCCUAGCGCUGCUGUCAUGUCACUGGUUCACAUGACGCAUCAGAGACUUGUCACCCCUGCUGCGAAGUACAAAAGCACCCUCAGGUCAUGGGUUAUACAGUAUAUGUAAAAAGCAAUAUUAGCAUAACUACAUUACACAGAUUCUAGUAAGAGCAAAUAAAAAUGGGCAUAAGUAUACUGAAAAUAGUUUGAAGAUACCACACAAAGACCACCAGAGUGUAUUGUCCAUCUUGGAUAGUAGUUUGUUACUAUGAUGAAACUACCUCACUUGCCACAUGCACCACUUGUGCACUUAACCUUUGGCUAACAUAUGUCAUUACUUGUAGGAUGGUGAAAGAAUGUGGCUGAUAUUAUUAUAUUGCCAAACUAUUAAAUCUGGUGACUCCAAUAAUAUAAUGAAGGUGUUUCUUCCCCUGCAAAUAUUAGAUUUUUAAACAUAUGCCCCGGCUCUCAUGCAUAACUGUAAAAACACCUAUAUAUUUGUUACUUUUCAAAUGAGCACACCUACCUAGGCACAGAACAUACAGUCUUCAUGCAGAUCAUGUCCUGGGGCAGAUUACAACUGCUCCACCGAACAGUGCUAACUGGUUCAGUGGGAAAUGAUAGAACUUUCUUAAUGUCUCUCUUAAUUUGCCCUGCGCUAGUCUCAUGCCUGUUUUUUUUUAAAUCAGAUAUUUUUUAUUCAACACAUUUUGAAAAUUGUACAAACAAUAGGGACUCAUACAUCUCAUGUAAUAUGGCAACAAGAAAUGGAAAUGACAUAUAGAGCCAAUAGUUGAGUCCCAGAACCCCCACCCAAUCCCCCCCAACUCCUAGCGAAGAGAUGGUCCUGCCAUUCUUAGGAUCCAUUCACACGUCCCUAGUGUAUUGCGGAUCUGUUCAAAUGACUUAAACUCCCUGUCCUUCUGCAGUUGGUACAGAAAUACCACUCCCUUCUCCUCCCACGGGGAGAACCCUUCCAGGUGGAAUAUUUCGGGUAACCGAGGGUUUUUCCACAGUUGAGUAGCCUGGGUGAAACCGUUUACUGACAGCAGAUCUCAGCAUUUGCGCCACACCUUGCAGAUUAAAUUAAUUGUAGGUAGUCCCGCAACCUGAGCGGGAAGACCACCCUAUUCCAACAAUACUAUAGGGAAUUUGCUUCUUAUAAUGUGAGCUAUUAGUUUUGCUGACUCAUUUCCCCCAAGGAGCCUGUUGCAUCUGUGAAGCGAUAAAGUAUGGCCAAGGAUUGGGGAUAGAUAAUCCUCCUGAAUCCUUUCCCCUCUGCAAGGUGUCCAGCUUCAUCCUGGCUGUUUUACGCCAGAUCAGGCUUCUAAACAAGCCCUGUAUUAAAAAAAAAGAUCCUUUGCAGGAGCCACACCGGGGAAUUAUACAAAACAUACAUAAGCUUCGGCAUAAGUAUCAUUUUAAGGAGAUUGCUUCUGCCCACUACAGUCAGUGGCAGCUUACACCAUGCAUUCAUUUUGUCAAUCAUACUUUUUAGAAGCGGAUCAAUACUAUCUUUUACAUAAUUGCCGAUAUCUGAUGAGACGUUAAUGCCCAGAUAUUUGAAACACUUAGCAACUUGUAGUCGGGUGGACAGAAGGAAGAAACCAGAGGGAAUCGGGUCCAACGAGAAGAGAAUAGAUUUAUCCCAAUUUAGACCUGAUUUAUCACCGAAAUCUUGUAUGAGGGACAUUAUAAGACCGAUCGACCCCUUCAAAUCCCCUAUGUAUAUUAGCAUGUCAUCCGCAUAUAGGGAGACACGUUCUUCACUAAUGAAUUGUAAUGGGACGGCUCACUCUCUAUAUACACGGAUAGGUGCCAAUGUCCAAAAUGAAUCACCCCUUCAAAAACAGUAAAAUUAAAUAGUAUUGUACCGGCACUGAAACAUAUGGGUUCUCGCAAAGAACCAAUAAAGUAAAAUAGUGCAAUUUAUUAAAUUAAAACAUAAAAGCAUGCAUACAUACACGUAAUAGUGGGGUGGAUGAGAUAAUGGAUGGACUAUCUCAUGUAACAAGUCCAUAAAAUGCAGGUAAUGCAUAAUGUCACCAAUGCAAAUACCUAUUCGGCAAAAUCCAUAGCAAACAGUCUCAUAAUAGGAUGAGUAGGGUACUCACUGUUUACUGCGCAAAUCUGUGGCGUCCCACAUGUAAGAGCGCUUACGUCGAUGUCGAUUCAAUCAAAUGCAAAAGGCAGAGUGUAGUUGCUUACUAACGUCAUAAAAUCGGAACUCCGUAAGAUCGCUUCAAUUACCGCGAGAUAAGCUGUUACUUUUUCUUUCGUAUAAUACAGACUCUUCAAUCGCGGCUAAAAAUCGCAGUGAAGCUUCGAUCUUUUGAUGAUAGAUUGCUAUCAGUAGCCAGCUGUUAAUAAAGUCGACCACCAGACGGUUUUCUUUCGUUCGUUUCAGAACGUAAUUUCCUUGGUAUCUUUCAAUGUUGCAUGGCCAUGCUUAAAUUUUCGGACUCUUUAUGAAUAUCCCAUCGAUCCCAGACGCGAGAGGAAGAAAUAGGGAUCUAUUUCAAAACGUGUCUGGGAUCGAUGGGAUAUUCAUAAAGAGUCUGAAAUUUUAAGCAUGGCCAUGCAAAAUUGGAAGAUACAUACUGGUUCAAUUGCUAUAGCAAAGAGUAGAGACCAGACAGCCUUGUCGGGUUCCCCUUUUCAGCUCAAAAGCCUCCGAAGUGUCACCAUUAGACCUAAUCCUUGCCAUAGGACAUUGAUACUUUUAUCUCUUGGGUUCAAUUUCUAUAUUGGCAAAGCCCAUAGCCCUCAACACCUUCCACAGAUAUUGCCAUUCAAUACUAUUGAAGGCUUUAGCUGCACCAAGGGAUAGUAUAGCCCGAUUCCUGACCGCCUCCAACUGCCUCUGAAUAUUGAGGAACAGCCGCCUGAGAUUAAGUGAUGUAUAUAGUAGUGUGUAUAAUAGUAGUAAUUACAGUUUGCAGCCUGUUUACUAGGACCUUAGCUAGAAUUUUAACGUCGGAGGUCAGUAAGAAAAUAGGUCUGUACGAAUCAGGAAGAGACGGGUCUUUCCCUGGUUUCGGCAAAACCACGACUAUUGCCUUCCUCAUUGAAGCAGGCAGUAGUCCCCUCUGAAAAGCCUUAUUAAACACUAUCAGUAACUAUGUUAAUAAGAUAGUACUAUAUUUUUUAAAGAGCUCCGCCGGUAACCCAUCUAGGCGCUUUUUCAUUCAGGAACGACUGAAGUGCCAUCUCUAGUUCCGCUAACCGUAAGGGUUAGUUUAGAUAAAUCUCGUGCCUCUUAAUGAAUUUGCUGCAUCUCCUGUUCUCCAUGGGCCAGACUGAAAUCUAUGCUAGCCAGGAGCAGACAUGGAUUUCAUAUGUAACGUACUCCAGUUUUCUGGUGCACGCCUCCUCAUGCCCUGCCCAUGUUUUGGUAGUGGUAAGCCAUAAUAAAUCUUCCUAAUGGAGUCUGUAUUUCUGACAUAUGCAUUAAAAGUGGCUUUCUUUAUACUUU
This is a messenger RNA of Bufo gargarizans (Asiatic toad), 5441 nucleotides long. It is a transcript of the gene SIRT4, whose product is annotated as sirtuin 4. The transcript has 4 exons. Bases 168 to 1136 code for a protein of 322 amino acids. The record is from RefSeq and is a predicted model, not a curated record. Gene Ontology annotation, molecular function: NAD-dependent protein lysine deacetylase activity; NAD+ binding. Lineage: Eukaryota; Metazoa; Chordata; Amphibia; Anura; Bufonidae.